GGUUUCAGUUGCUUCGAAACAGUGACACGAUUCGCGCGCGACUCGCUUCCUCCCCGCAUCGACUGUGAGAACAGAACAGCUGUGUGCCAGAGCAUAGGGAUUUUCUUGCAGCAAGAGUGCAGAAAUUUUCGCAGUGCUGUUCGUGCUAGUGCUCUUCGUAUAACUGAAUGAAACCAGUGCAAAAAAACUGUAUGAUACAGUGACAAAAAUAUAACCAAGAAUUUUGUGUGUGGAGUGCUAGAACCCUUAAGGAUCCGCCGACCCCCCCCCGCCAGCCCACCUCGAAGGAUAAGAUACAGAAACAGAUACAGAUACAGUCGGACUCCGACAGGACUACUGUGGCAAUUGGAGGACAUGCAAUGAUAAUUAGCUAUUUGUUGGACUCUCUCUGGCGCAAUAAAAAUUAAUUAGAAAUUUGUCAAGGAUAAAAAAACUGCCACAGCGACUAUGCAAAACUAUGUUCAGGCUCAACUGAAAUGAAAACUUAAAGCGGCAAAAACCCCAAGGGAAACUCCAGGAAAUUUCAACACAAAAAGCGAACAAAAAUCGGUGGCAAAACAAUGAAAAUAAUUUCGCGUGGCAUACGUUCGGGCGCCGGUAAGGAAGACGACUCUGCCGCUUGCAGGAGGCGCCGCACGGCGCUCAAAAUGAAUUGCCCCAUUCUGAUUGUAAUUAGCCUUGGAUGGCUGCUGCACAGCCACGGCGGGGCAGCCGAGGCAGCCAUUUCAAAUCGAGGCAGCAACAGCCGCUCGAUGAGCAACGUGCAACAAUCGGCGGCCGCCCCCUCAUCGCUGACCGCCUCGCUGCCGCGCUUCCUCUCACGCGGCCACACCUACCGCGCCGUUGUGGGCGACACACUCGUCCUGCCCUGCCAGGUGGAGAAUCUGGGCAACUUUGUGCUGUUGUGGCGACGUGGAACAAAUGUGCUCACUGCCUCCAACAUAAUGGUCACCCGGGAUGAGCGCGUAAGACUGAUAGAUGGCUAUAAUUUAGAGAUAUCCGAUUUGGAGCCGCAAGAUGCCGGGGAUUAUGUUUGUCAAAUCAGUGACAAAAUAAAUCGUGAUCAAGUGCAUACUGUGGAGAUAUUGGUGCCGCCCAGCGUUCGAGCCAUACCCACAUCCGGCCAGCUGCAGGCCCGCAAGGGCGGACCCAUCACCCUGGAGUGCAAGGGAUCUGGCAAUCCGGUGCCCACCAUCUACUGGACCAAAAAGAGCGGCGCUAACAAGUCGACGGCCCGUAUCGGCGACGGCCCCAUCCUGACGCUGGAGAAGCUGGAGCGCCAGCAGGCGGGCGUCUAUCAGUGCACCGCCGACAACGGCGUGGGCGAUCCAGUCACCGUCGACAUGCGUCUGGAUGUGCUCUAUCCACCGGAUAUACAAGUGGAAAAGUCCUGGAUACACUCGGGCGAGGGCUUCGAGGCGAAACUCGUUUGCAUUGUCUACGCUGAUCCAGUCGCAACGGUAUCCUGGUACCAGAACUCAUUUCCGAUACAAACGACCGAUAGACGAAUCAUGAACACCAGAGGCAAUCGACACACACUCACCAUACGCCACAUCCAGCAGGAGGACUUUGGCAACUACAGCUGCGUGGCCGACAACUCUUUGGGACGUUCCCGCAAGUACAUGGAGCUGUCGGGCCGCCCCGGACCCGCCGAGUUCUACUCGCCCAAGUGGGGCCGCUCGCCGGACAGCUACAAUCUGACAUGGAAAAUCGAUAGCUACCCGCCGCUGGAGGAGGUGCGUCUGCUCUACCGUCGUGUGCUGAUGAACGAUACCUUCCAGCAGCCGGGCAGGUGGCACGACUUUAUACUCACACCCGAACACCGGCCGGCCUCGGAACCCCUGACACACAUCAUGUCCUACACCAUUAAGAAUCUGUAUCCUGGGGCUUACUACGAGGCGAUUGUGCAGGCCAAGAACCGCUACGGCUGGAACGAGGUCAGCGAUAUAUUUCAAUUUAUCGUGGCCAGCAACAGCCUGGACAUUGCCCCCGAGGACGCCGAGGUGGUGGCCAGCUCCAAGUCGCGCAGCAACAGCGGAGCCAUCAGCAGCCUACAAGGCCCACUGCCCCAGUGCCUGCUCCUGCACAUGGCCCUGCUGCUGGCCCUGGCCUUGAGUAAUUGUCAGUACGAUAGGCGUCGACUGGGCCUGGGCCUGGGCUAAGCGACCGCAGAGCAAAAUAGCAACGCAAUGCCACAAACGGGGCAGAGGCCAGAGAAUGACUUGAUUUUGGUUGGAAUUUGUACAUCUUUUUGGAUUGACUAACCCGCUAAUGGUAUUCCCCUCCCCGCCCCCACAACAACUACAGCAAGCUAACCAAAGAGCAAGAACCCAAAGAAAAGGAAACCAAAAAUAAACCCACAUGUAAAUACUAUUUUGAAAAGAGUUUUGUCCACGAUUUAAUUAGCACACAUACUCGUACAUUAUAUGGCAAAGGAAAAUGGGAAAUGGAGCAAAGGAAAAUGCGAGUCAAGAAGGCAAAAAGCCCCCCCAUGAUAGCCAUUAUAGCCACGUAAGCCAAUCGAAAAUAGGUCAUGUAAAUAUUAAGAGCAUUAGAUAUCUGAAUGUGAAUGAACUACAUUUUACUCUGCAUAAAGAAACGUGUAUGUAAAGUUAAGCAAAACAUUAUAUAGUGAUAUUAUUUAAAGCAUAAAUAAUAAAUAUCGGAAUACUCACUCGAACACAUGGCCCCCCCCGCCCCCACAAGUCCUGUGUUUGUUGUUCAUUUUUGCCUGUAUUUUAGCCUGUAAGUGCACCAGUAAGCCAGCAAAACACACAGAAGAUUGGCAACAAAUAGAGUGUUUUUUCGAUGUAAACUAGAACUUAAGCAAACAAAAAACCCAAAAAGAAAAAUACAAUGUUGUACCACCAAAACUAAAAAACUAGGCUAAUACUUUGCUCCCCCGUAAAUACAAUAGAAUUUACCAUAGAAUACUCGUAUUUGAAUGUGAAUUUUUGGAAUAUUUGUGACUCGUGACAGCAGAGCAGGCCCUGUAAAUACAUGAGGAAUACUUAUUGAGCAAGCAUUUUAUCAGCUUAUGCACCUGUACAUUCUAGCCUGCCACCCCCCAACACCCACCCCCCCAAAAAAAAAACCAAAGCGUUACAAUUUAUCUACAUAAAUGUGUAUGUGUGUGUGUACCUAAACAUAGCCAGAAGAAAGGAUUAACCAUUACCAUUACCACAGAUACAAUGUACGAGUCCCACACUCACAUAGAUACACAGACAAGAGCAAAGAUUUAGAGAGCAAGAACAGGGCGCCUUCUGGGGAGCCUGUUCCUUAACGGAGAGUUCAUUAAUUACUAACUACUUAGUACUACAACUACAACUACGAUGCUAAUUGUAUGAUUAAAGCGCAUAAGAAAACCCUCAAAUAUUCAACAAAUUAAAAUAAAGCAUUAGAUGUAAAACUAAA
Molecule: messenger RNA, 3414 nt
Organism: Drosophila miranda
Lineage: Eukaryota; Metazoa; Arthropoda; Insecta; Diptera; Drosophilidae
Product: neuronal growth regulator 1
Exons: 11
Coding region: 561-2162 (533 amino acids)
Biological process (GO): synapse organization; homophilic cell-cell adhesion
Cellular component (GO): neuronal cell body; plasma membrane; axon
Molecular function (GO): axon guidance receptor activity; protein binding
Source: RefSeq, a predicted model, not a curated record